Molecule: messenger RNA, 1214 nt
Organism: Aplosporella prunicola CBS 121167
Lineage: Eukaryota; Fungi; Ascomycota; Dothideomycetes; Botryosphaeriales; Aplosporellaceae
Exons: 5
Coding region: 1-1209 (402 amino acids)
Source: RefSeq, a predicted model, not a curated record
AUGGAUAUUCCAAACGGCGGAAGCCCCACAACUCUCCAAUCGCCAACGGAUACCGGCCUUACUGCAGUUUCUACCUCAGGAAAUUUUGUCGCACCUGACAGAAACAGUCCCACGGAAAAAGUUGACUCAACUUCAGACAGUAGUUUGCACCCCUAUUAUCAAUUAGACACGAGGGCCUGCAAUGGCAGGUUUUCAAAAAUCAAAUGGCCAUCGCACAGUAUCCCAAAACUAAAUGGACUCUUCUCAAGCCUAUCAGCGAAGCUGGAAAUUCCCUGGGAGUUAAGCCAAACAAAGGCUGACAUAUUUCCCUCGAAAACACGCGAUUUAGAGUCCUGCGGAACCGGGUACCCACUGGUUGCCGCAUUUCUGGCUAGCGAGUCUAGCUUUAGUCUUUACCGCGGCUUCAACUAUCUUCAUUCUCGUGUCCUUCUAGACAUGCAAGCUGAGUUGCAGUCUCUGGAAAAGGAGCUUGAUCGGGUAGAUAAGCGUGACCGCACAAGCGAAGACAAUACUGUCAGCGUACGGCUAGAAUGGUGGAAAAAGGACGUUGAGGCUGGUGUGAUGGAGGCGAAAGGGAACAUACGAGGCCGUCGAGAUAUCUUGAGAGAUAUCAAAAAAACACUCAUGGAAUACGACGAGGUUCUGGUCAAGGCUAGGGAAACAGGUGCCUUCCAAAGACCAUCAGACCGAGAUUACUAUAGCGUCAGGGCAUUCUUCAACAACGAAGAGCCUUUGGUGAGCCAUGACCGGCUCCCGUUCCAUUGUAAAGAGGAUAUAAUUACGCUCCGUCAAGGACGCGAAUGGGCUGUUUUUGACGGAUGGGUGGAGUCUCUACUGAAGAAAUGCGAUUCUAAGCUGGUACGGAAGAUAUUCCGGUCACCGGAGCUGGAUGCAAAGACAAAAGAUAGUAGUAUCUUUUACUACGAUACCCACCGUGUGGAGAGAUUAGUCGCGCUCAUCAUCACGAGCAUAAUCUUCGUCCUACUCGUUCUUCCAGUUUUCGCCAUGUACAAACUCACCAGCUUCGGAGACCGCUCCUCUACCUUUGAUGCUAUUGGCGUCUUGGUCGUUUUCACCUUGCUCUUCUCCGCCGCCAUGUCAUCACUGACAAAGGCCAAACGCCACGAACUCUUUGCCGCAUCAGCUGCGUAUUGUGCCGUGCUUGUGGUAUUUAUUUCCAAUUUUGGCGAACCGAACCAGGCAGCAUGACAACG